Molecule: messenger RNA, 1449 nt
Organism: Oikopleura dioica
Lineage: Eukaryota; Metazoa; Chordata; Appendicularia; Copelata; Oikopleuridae
Source: the annotation of a GenBank genome assembly
AUGAGUGCACUUACAAAGAAAAAAUAUGUCAUGGCUGAAGCUGACGAGGAAAUAGACAAGUUGACAUCUCUCCAGUCGAUUCAGCGUGUGCUCAGCUCGCCAGGAUCGUAUCUGUUCCAAAUUGAGAAUCAAUUCGGCGAGCGUAGUCUAGCAUCACUUCCGCAAAAGUUCAGAAAUACGAUUUGGGUGAAGCGCAAUACUUAUGUCAUCUGUGAGCCGAUCUUUGAAGGAGAGAAGGUUAAAUAUGAAAUCGUCAGAGUACUUCAGCCUGAUAAUAUCAAACAGCUGAAGAAAAUGAAACAGUUUCCACUUCAAUUUGAGAACGAUUCACGACACCCUGGUGGAGACGGUCAAAAUUGUACGGAUACUGUAAAUAACAAAGAAGAAUUAGAUGGAAGCGAAGGAGAGGAAGAUUCAGACGAUGAUCUUCCGAUGAUUAUGAACCGCAUUCAGGUCGAAUACUCCGAUUCAAGCUCAGAUAAUGUCGCGCCCCGCGUCUCCGUAUCUACAACAAUCGUUGGCUUCGCCUCGACCGAGAUCUUCCAAAGGGAGAGCUUCAAAGGCAGCUUCAAUAAAAGCUUUUCGAUCAACAACGCCGUCUUUGGAUGCCAUGCAAAAUGUCAAAAAUCACAGCAGUUUUCUACCACAAAACCUAAACCAACUCGUAUUCGGCCCGGAGCUCUCCCCGAUCCAGAAACUUUAUACGAUGAGCUUGAAGCUUCCAGAAAGGAAAUUGCAACGCAGAAACAACUCAUCAAUGCUCAAAAAACGAGAAAUCAAAGACUCGAACAAGAGCUAAAAAGUCGUGAAACCGAACUGGAAAAGAUUUAUUCUGGAGAUAAUGGCAGAGAAAGUUCGACGAAAAACGAUCAACUUCGUUGCAAAAUAAUUCGCCUGGAACGAGAUCUCCGACAAAAAGAUGUAGAUCUUGGCAAGUUGCAGUUUGAAAUGAAAACUACGGACGUCAAUGAAUUGAAAAUCGCUCUCAAGGGCAGGGUUCUUUCAAACUACUUGUCUGAUAUUUCCACUUUUGGGCCACCCACAAAGAAACGGAAGAAAGAGCCCUCACGAAGAGAGCGAAAGGCUCAAAUCGCAGGUCUCAAGAAAGCGAUCCAAGUGUCUGGCAAAGAAUGCGAGACGCUUCGAAUUGAAAACGAAAAGUAUCGCACUCAACUUGAAACACUCAGGAAAACGGAUUUGGAUGCAAAGCUUAAGAUGAAAAACGAAAACGAGUAUUUGAAGACGCAACUGAGAAAGAGUCGAAAAGAAAAUCCAAGUGCAACUUUAGCUGGCCCGAUUGUCAAACAAGGGGAUCAUUCUGAAAAGCUCAAGUCUGAAAACGAGUUCCUCCGACAAAAAGUCGAUAAAAUGUCUGAUGAGCUCGAGUCUCUCCAUCAGCAGCUUGAGAAUGCAUCUCAACGCGACUCAGCCGAUCAGCAAAAUCACUAG